This is a messenger RNA of Zea mays, 1118 nucleotides long. RefSeq lists its product as uncharacterized. Gene Ontology annotation, cellular component: nucleus; nucleolus; nucleosome. Lineage: Eukaryota; Viridiplantae; Streptophyta; Magnoliopsida; Poales; Poaceae. Gene Ontology annotation, molecular function: double-stranded DNA binding; nucleosomal DNA binding. The record is from RefSeq and is marked predicted. Gene Ontology annotation, biological process: negative regulation of DNA recombination; nucleosome assembly; chromosome condensation.
CCCGAGUCCCCGUGCGCUGCGCCCCCAAUUCCCACGCGCCCAGACACGCCGAGAGGGGAGAGGAAGCGACAGCCAGCAGCCGAGGCGGCCAGCGCAGGCAUGGCCACUCCCACUUCCAGUGGCGACGGCUCGCCCCCGGGCUCCUCUGACCUCGUGCCCCCCUCCUACCCCGAGAUGAUCGUCGCCGCCCUCGCCGCGCUCGCCGAGGAGAACGGCUCCAGCCAGGCCGCCAUCGCGCGCCGCAUCGAGGCGGAGGCCCGCGGCGACCUGCCGGCCUCGCACCCGGCGCUCGUCGCAGCCCACCUCUCGCGCAUGUCCGCCGCCGGGGAGCUCGUCGCCGUUGCGGGGGGAAAGUACGCGCUGCCGCCGCCGGUCCCACCGCCGCCGGAGUCACCGGCUGACGACGAAGAAGACGACUACGCCGACGACGAAGAGGAGGAGGAGGAGGCUCCGGAGCCGGAGCCUCUGCCGCAGCCGCCCGCUAAGCGCGGGCGCGGGAGGCCCCCGAAGCCGCGGCCCACGGGCUUCCCCGCCGGCGUGCCCGGAGCUGCUGGCCCGGGCCCCAUCGGCGUCCCCGGAGCCGCCGCCGCCGCCGCCGCGCCGCGCCGGCGCGGCCGCCCGCCCAAGCCUCGGGACCCGCACGCGCCGCCCAAGAUUCCGCGCCCGCGUGGCCGGCCGCGCAAGAACCCGCUCCCGGAGGGGAUGGCCCCGCGGCCGCGCCCCGGCGCACCAGCGUCGGCCAAGGCGGCGCGCCCGCAGUUCGCCGAGGUCGGCUUCGUCUGAUGCGGGGAGGUCUCGCCCGCCGGCCAGCCGGCCAGGGGGCGGCGGCGAGCUGGCGCAAGCUAACAUUUUGCCCCUGUGUUCCAGCUCUUGUCUGUUUGGUGUGGGUUUCGUCUCAGUUCGUGUGUUACUGUCUAAUCCCGGGGAGCGUGUAGGGGCAGGAGUCCGAGUGGAGGCAGCUUCGGCGGCGGUGGCCGGCGGUGUGUCAGUGGUUCGUAGUAUUUCUCUACCUUACGUUUGGGGGUGGUGGUGGCCGGAGUGGUGUUGCUCCGGCGCUGUAUUCUGUGUCUCCUUGUCGCGCUCGCGCAAUGCAAUGCAGUAGUCUGAUCGUUCCAUUU